Meloidogyne enterolobii is the source of this 445-nucleotide messenger RNA. Lineage: Eukaryota; Metazoa; Nematoda; Chromadorea; Rhabditida; Meloidogynidae. The record is from the annotation of a GenBank genome assembly.
AUGCAGAGUAUGACGAAGUCUCUCGUCAAAUCUGCACCGAAAACUGCCAAGGCUCCGGUGCCUCAGAAAGAAGCUGCUCCUCCUGCAGAACCUGCUUCGAAGGAAGAGAAGCCUACUAAGGCACCAACGGAUGCAAAAACGAUGGUUACAAAAGAAGAGUCAUCAAAAGCAACGAGUAAAGUGGAGACCCCAAAGUCUGCGACUUCAAAGACAGAGCCUUCGAAACCAGAGACUUCUAAGGAUUCUCCAGCAACACCUGUGCCAACUCCAAAAGAGGAGGAGGAGAAAACGAAGAAGACUCAGGAGAGUAAAGAAACAGCGGAAGCGACCAAAAGUGGCACUGAUUUGUCAACCGAAGAACAGAAGGAAACGGAGACUACGGACAAGGACAACUCAAACAAGGAUUCUAACAAAGAUGCCAGCGACAAAGAAAAAGAAAAUUAGA